Hevea brasiliensis (rubber tree) is the source of this 1292-nucleotide messenger RNA. Its product is annotated as peroxidase 2-like. Gene Ontology annotation, biological process: response to oxidative stress; hydrogen peroxide catabolic process. The coding region runs from base 78 to 1031 and encodes 317 amino acids. Gene Ontology annotation, molecular function: peroxidase activity; heme binding. Lineage: Eukaryota; Viridiplantae; Streptophyta; Magnoliopsida; Malpighiales; Euphorbiaceae. The transcript has 3 exons. The record is from RefSeq and is a predicted model, not a curated record.
UACCACUACAUCUUUCUCCUUCGAAUCCAGAAUUAGCAUUUACACGUUCACUAUAGUACGCUGUUAGAAUUAACCAAAUGGCUUCAAGUAGCACCUUCAGUCUUUGUGGGUACCUUCUUUUGGUUCUCGUUGCAACAGCUUCUUCCUCACUAACUCCCUCUUACUAUGAUGGAGUUUGUCCCAAUGCUUUACCAACUAUCAAAAGAGUUGUUGAGGCUGCAGUGUACAGAGAACGACGCAUGGGUGCUUCUUUAUUGCGUCUGCACUUCCAUGACUGUUUUGUUAAUGGCUGUGAUGCUUCAAUUCUUUUGGAUCCUUCUCCCACCAUUGACAGUGAAAAGAAUGCCCUCCCUAACGCAAAUUCUGCUAGGGGAUUUGAAGUUAUCGAUCAAAUUAAGUCAGAGGUGGACAAAGCCUGUGGAGGUGCAGUGGUCUCUUGUGCAGACAUCUUAGCAGUUGUAGCUCGCGAUUCUGUAGUUGCGCUUGGUGGCCCAACAUGGGCGGUGCAACUGGGGAGGAGAGACUCAACCACAGCUAGUAGGACCGCAGCGGAAACUGACCUCCCAUCACCUUUUGCAGACCUUCCUGAGCUCAUUAAUGGCUUCAAGAAACAAGGUCUCGACGAGAAAGACCUUGUUGUGCUAUCUGGUGCCCAUACUUUAGGUUUCUCAAAGUGCGGUGCCUUCAAGAAUAGGAUCUACAAUGAAACUAAUGUUGACCCAAAUUUUGCACAAAAGCGAAGAUCAACUUGUCCACCCAAUGGAGGUGAUGGAAACCUUGCACCUCUAGACCCAACACCUGCACGCUUUGACCUUGCUUACUUCACCAACUUGAAAAAUAAGAAAGGGCUUCUUCACUCUGAUCAACAACUCUUCAAUGGUGGCUCUACUGAUAAUCUUGUGAAUACUUAUAGCUCAAAUGCGCCAGCUUUCUGGAAUGAUUUUGCCAACUCUAUGGUUAAGAUGGGCAAUAUAAAACCACUGACUGGAAAUCAAGGCCAAGUUCGUUUGAACUGCAAGAUGGUGAACUGAUGAGAAAUUUUCUCUGGACACCACUUAAUUUUUUGCUGAAGGACGAGAAUAAUAUUCCUUUAUUUAUUUAUUUAUUGCACAAUUCUUUGAUUUAGUAUUUGUUAAGUUUAAAUAUGGUUUUGUCCAUCUGUUCUUCUGAACAACAUACUUGGGAGAGAAAGUAAAACCUUGGAAGUUGAAUUUGUCGAAUUGUAUUUAUCAAAUAUUCAUUGCAAUUGUGUACUUGUAACUAUCAAAUACAAAAUUAAUUCGAUAUUAUUU